Molecule: messenger RNA, 2121 nt
Organism: Carya illinoinensis
Lineage: Eukaryota; Viridiplantae; Streptophyta; Magnoliopsida; Fagales; Juglandaceae
Product: hexokinase-3-like
Exons: 9
Coding region: 330-1913 (527 amino acids)
Biological process (GO): glycolytic process; intracellular glucose homeostasis; glucose 6-phosphate metabolic process
Cellular component (GO): mitochondrion; cytosol
Molecular function (GO): mannokinase activity; ATP binding; D-glucose binding
Source: RefSeq, a predicted model, not a curated record
UACAAAGCGUCGUCUCCCUCUCUCUAUCUCUCUCUCUCUCUCUGUCAAGCUGGUCGUCCAUCUAGACAGCUUCGCCGGCGAUUCUCGCCGACAAACUACUCCAGGUGAACUGUACGGUGUACUUCAUCAGAGCUUUCAGGCUCGUCGAAGGAAAGAUACCGAGCAACGUGGUCGUUUUGACUGACGUUUGAUAGUCUGGCAAAGAAAGGCAAAGGGCGGCGUGACCUGUCUCCGCUUGCGCAUGUCGAAACGACGUGGUUUUGGGGAAGUCAUACGAGGGAGGCCAAAAGGCGCCACAUCUGGAUGGUGUGAGUGAUCGGAGGCGGUAGAUGGGGAGGGUAAUGGUGUUGGGGUUGGCGGUGACGGUGGCGGUGGCGGCGUGCGCGGUUGCGUCGGUGAUGGUGGGGAGAAGAGUAAGGAGCAGGAGGAAGUGGAGGAGAGUGUUGGGGGUGCUGGCGGAGCUGGAGGAAAGGUGCGCGACCCCGGUUGGGAAGCUUAAGCAGGUGGUGGACGCCAUGGCCGUGGAGAUGCACGCUGGCCUAGCCUCCGAGGGUGGCUCCAAGCUCAAAAUGUUGCUCACCUUCGUCGAUCGUCUCCCCAGUGGGAGUGAGAAAGGAACUUAUUAUGCACUAGAUGUUGGGGGUACUAAUUUUAGGAUCUUGCGGGUUCAGCUAGGAGGUCAAAGGUCCUCAAUCCUGGAACCACAUGUGGAACAACAAGCCGUUCCCGCACAUGUGAUGACCAGCACUAGUGAGAACCUCUUUGAUUUAAUAGCUUCAGCAUUAAAGGAGUUUGUUGAUAGAGGAGAAGAUGGUUCCAAAACUCUAGUUAGCAGAAGAGGGGAACUCGGAUUUACAUUCUCUUUUCCAGUAAAGCAAAGAUCCGUUUCAUCGGGCAUUCUGAUUAAAUGUACAAAAGGGCUUCACAUUGAAGACAUGGUUAGUCAGGUUCGAAGGGAGGUGACAGAAUGCUUAGAGCAAGCAAUGAGCCGAAAAAGACUGAAUAUGCGGGUAGCAGUACUGGUCAAUGAUACUGUGGGAACGUUAGCACUUGGACAUUAUCACGAUGAAGACACUGUUGCUGCAGUGAUAUUUGGUACAGGUACAAAUGCCUGCUACUGGGAGCGGACAGAUGCUAUCAUCAAGUGUCAAGGGCUUCUCACCACUUUUGGAGGCAUGGUCAUCAAUAUGGAAUGGGGAAAUUUCUGGUCAUCUCAUUUUCCGAGUACUUCUUAUGACACCGACUUAGAUUCCCAUAGCUCUAGUCCAAAUGACCAGGGUUUUGAGAAAAUGAUAUCAGGAAUGUAUCUUGGUGAGGCUGUGAGGAGAGUGCUUCUAAGAAUGUCACGAGAGUCGGAUAUAUUUGGAACUGUUCCUUCCAGAUUAUCAGUGCCAUUUAUUUUUAGUUUAACAGGCCUUAUGAAUGCUACAGAAUUUCAUGGUAUCCCCCUUUUCAAUUUCAGGAUACCUAUGAUUUCUGCCAUGCAUGAAGAUGACUCCCCUGAAUUGAUAGAAGUAGCAAGAAUCUUGGAAGAUGAUCUGGAGAUUCCUGAUGUCCCUUUAAAGGUUAGAAAGCUGAUUGUAAAGUUAUGCAAUGUGGUGACCCGUAGAGCUGCUAGAUUGGCAGCUGCUGGUAUCGUGGGAAUCUUGAAAAAGAUAGGCCGGGAUGGAAGUGGUGGCAUCACUGGUGGAAGGACUAGAAGUGAUGUCAAAAUGAGAAGAACAGUAGUUGCUAUUGAAGGGAGUUUGUAUACAAGCUAUACGAUGUUUAGGGAAUACCUGCAUGAAGCUUUGUGGGAAAUAUUGGGGGAAGACAUUGCUCCACAUGUCAUUCUUAAGGUAAUUGAAGAUGGACCAGGCAUUGGAGCAGCGCUCCUUGCCGCCACAUAUUCAAAGGACAGUGUUUGUGGAUAGCGUACAGUUGCUACGAAUAUAUGUUCAAUUACAUACAAAUAGCCCCUGUAAAUGUAGAGUUCUUUUUCCAUAUCUUCUUGUAUAAAGGAAGGAUUGUCCACAUAUAAUUUUUUGUUUUUUCUGAAAUUUCCACCCAUUGAUAGAUUGAUGUUGGCAAUGUGAAAAUGAUGUUCUUUAUAAAAUUUUCCUUUCCCAGUCUUGAUUUUCA